AUGGCAGCCAAUUUGGUCAUCCCGACGGCCAUAAGGGCGCUGCGAGCCGUGGUGAAGAAGGGUAUCGCCGUCGUUCGAGAUAGGCUCCCGCAGGCCGGGCACGAUUUAGCCUCCAUCGAACCGGCCCUCGCCCGGAACACCCAACGGCUCCAGCAACCCGCCGCUCGAAUCCGACAGCAACAACAGCAAUCCCGUUCUUCGAACGGUUACCAAACUUUCUCUAGAAACUUCACAACCUACCGUCAUCCGAACGGUGGACCUGCUCCCAAGACUCCAGUUCGUACUGCCGUCUCAAAAAUCAACAAGUCUACUCCGUUCGCUUCCACGCUUCGACCGAAGUUAUGCGGCGCUUUGCCCCGCUCCAUGAACGGCUACUCCCUCGGUGGCAACGCUAGAUACUUCUCGCAUUCCACCGCUCCAGCUCAAGUAGUCCAACAAGUCUCCGCCGCGAUGCGAGCUUUCAUCCUCUCCGGCAGCGACGUCUCCUACAACUCCUCCAAGCGUCGAAAUAACACAUCAACCUACGCACGCGGACAGAUCAAAAUGCACCUGGCAGCUUUAAACACCGACCGCCUCGCCCCAGGAGCUUACAUCGACUUCCACAUCGUCCCAAAGUUCACUUGUAUGUCGGAAUCCGAUCCUGUCGGGUACACCUGUCUCGACAACUCUCGCGGCGGGUUCAUGGACGAACUAGACGUCGAGUUCAACAACGCCAUCAGCGAUAUCUCUAGGGUCUACCGUGACCUUCGAAAACUCUCGACUCUUGGCGAACUUCCCGUUACUUUAGUCCCACCUGCCACCCUUCGCGUACACUUCAGAGGUUGUGACGCACAGUUGGUAACCGCUUUAUGUGACGAAGUUGGCGUCGAAACGGGGGUCAUCCAUGAAGACGAACGGUUCGCAUACGAUCGCUUGAUCCCCAGAGAUCAUCAUGUAGACUCCGUGAACUGGCGUGAGAUGUUAUCUUCAUCGGAUGAUGAGGACGAAACCGAUUGGGAACGGUACAGUGCCAUCCCGUCGCACGAGAUCAAUAACCCGAUCUAUGACGCCAUGUCACUUUCCGACCAACAGGGCAACCAUGGUCCUCACUGGGAAGAUGACGGGGAAGAGUUUUAUGAUGAGAUUGACCCGGGAGGGGUCAGUAGUGAUGACGGGUUGUUUAGUAAAGAGGAGUAUAUGAUCGAGAGUGGGGGGUUCGUGAAUCCGUGGGUUAUGCCGACUGCUAAUCAAGUAGGUGCCUUUUAA
This is a messenger RNA of Orbilia oligospora ATCC 24927, 1245 nucleotides long. RefSeq lists its product as uncharacterized. Gene Ontology annotation, molecular function: proteasome binding. NCBI's taxonomy places the organism in Eukaryota, Fungi, Ascomycota, Orbiliomycetes, Orbiliales, Orbiliaceae. The coding region runs from base 1 to 1245 and encodes 414 amino acids. Gene Ontology annotation, biological process: proteasome assembly. The transcript has a single exon. The record is from RefSeq and is a predicted model, not a curated record.